GAGCGAAUCUCCUUUACUCCCUGCAAGCCUAUAACAACGCGGAUUUGGAUGUAUUCAUGUGCCUCUGUUCCCGCAGGUAUUCCGACACAACCACCUAUGCAACCUGAAGACACCGCCAGGCAGUCUUCUGCUUCUGCUGCCCUAUUACAAUCCAUGCCUCCCGCAGAGAUGCCCUCUACGCAAACGGCACCAACGAGCCCCAUUGAACCCACGACAAUAACAAACAGUGCCAGCGCGCCAGAUGUCAUCGUUGCCACCAGGGCUUUGAACGCCGCCUCCAUGGUCUUCUCACCAUCUGCGGACUACACCAUCCUCCAGUCAUCUCGCACAUCUUCUAAUGAUGCUCUUCCGAGUACGGUCUCCGGAAUAAUGGAGGGAAGCAGCGGCACAGCGAGCCCCGCUGAGCCAGAUGUACAAAUCCUCGAAGCGCUGCGAAGCAAGGAUAGACUUUGGGUUCUGAAGUUAGGCGAGAGCAUGGAGACACUCAUUAAUGAACGCAAGCAGUGAGUCUGAUUAUCUCU
This is a messenger RNA of Phanerochaete carnosa HHB-10118-sp, 521 nucleotides long. RefSeq lists its product as uncharacterized. The transcript has a single exon. The record is from RefSeq and is a predicted model, not a curated record. The coding region runs from base 49 to 507 and encodes 152 amino acids. Lineage: Eukaryota; Fungi; Basidiomycota; Agaricomycetes; Polyporales; Phanerochaetaceae.